Saccharomycopsis crataegensis is the source of this 801-nucleotide messenger RNA. RefSeq names its product putative phosphoric monoester hydrolase (gene PYP1). Lineage: Eukaryota; Fungi; Ascomycota; Saccharomycetes; Ascoideales; Saccharomycopsidaceae. The coding region runs from base 1 to 801 and encodes 266 amino acids. Gene Ontology annotation, molecular function: phosphatase activity. The transcript has 2 exons. The record is from RefSeq and is a predicted model, not a curated record.
AUGACCCAAGAUACCUUGUCCCCUGAAUUCUACCGUCAAGUCGAAAAAGCCGAUCAUAUUGUGUUUUCUGAUUUCGAUGGAACCAUCACUUUACAAGAUAGUAAUGAUUUCUUAACUGACACUUUGGGAAUGGGUUACGAAACACGUAAAGGACUAAAUGACGAAAUCUUGUACAAAAAGACCAGUUUCAGAGAUGGGUUCCAACAAAUGUUGGACUCGGUCCAUACCCCAUGGCCAGAAUGUAUCGAAUACCUUAAAAACCAUAUUGAUUUGGACACUGGAUUCAAAGAUUUCUACGAAUGGUGUCUUGCCCAUAACGUGUUGGUGGUGAUUGUGUCUAGUGGGAUGAAACCAAUCAUCCACAACUUGUUGGUCAAGUUAUUGAACGGGGAAGAUAACGUUUACAACCAACAUCCUUUGGAAAUCAUUGCCAACGAUGUGAAAAUCACCGAUGAACAGAAACAAUCGUGGGAUAUUGUUUAUAGAGACACCACCGAUUUCGGGCAUGACAAAUCGAUCGAGAUCAAGAAAAUCAUCAACUACAAGAACUCAUUCGCCGCCAGCAAAAACCAAUCCCACAAAGUCCAUUACUUCUACUGUGGUGAUGGGGUAAGUGACUUAUCAGCGGCCAGGGAAUCAGAAUUGUUGUUUGCUAAAUCAGGAAAAGAUUUGAUCAAGUAUUGUGAAGCCGAGAAGAUCCCAUACACCACAUUCCAGAGUUUCAAAGAUAUUCACCAAAAAGUCGAAUCGAUCCUUUCCGGGCAAAGCACCAUCGAUUCCUUCAAUGAAUUGGGAAAAUAG